AUGAAAUUCAGAAAUGGAAUGUGGUUGCCGGCGGAGGGAAAGCGAUUAGAAUAUGCUGAAGAAGUAUAUGCUAUCACUGAACAAGCUCCAUUUGAUGGAGUUAUCUCCGUCGAAACUACACACUUUCUAGGUGCUCGCAAUCCAGGACCUCAUUUCGAUCUUUUUCCAGCAGGAAAGCCAGAAAGUAGCCAAGCCGAAAUCGCAAAGACCGAAAGCUCUACCACCCUGAAAUCCGGAUCCUUGUCUGCGACCGUAAAGACUGGCAAUCAUGACCUCGAUAUUCGAUUCCAUGCCACUGAUGGUUCGAAAGAACUUACCUCCCUCCUCAAUCGAAGUAUUGGCUUGGCAUACAGUCCAGCAACCAGUAACCCGAUGCAAAUCGCUGACAUGCGGGACUUUGAACAUUAUAUCUUCACUCAAUCGACACUGUCAGUAGGUGAAUCUGUAUAUGGAUUGGGAGAACGUUUUGGGGCUUUUAAUAGAGUCGGCCAGGCUGUUGAGCUUUGGAAUGCCGAUGGAGGCACUUCCAGUGACCAAGCCUACAAGAACGUGCCAUUUUGGAUGAGUUCGAGAGGCUAUGGUAUAUUCAUUGACACGCCUGACAAGGUGGAUUUAGAAAUCGGAAGUGAGAGAUGCUGCCGAGUUCAGACAAGUGUGGAAGGCCAAAGACUGAAAUGGUACAUCAUUUAUGGUCCAACACCGAAAGAAGUUUUAACAAAGUAUUCAAUCUUGACGGGAAAGCCUGGAAAAGUACCUAGCUGGAGUUAUGGACUCUGGCUGAGCACAAGUUUCACCACAAACUACGACGAAAAGACCGUGAACUCAUUCCUCGAGGGGAUGAGUGCGCGAGAUAUUCCAGUUGAAGUCUUCCACUUUGAUUGUUUCUGGAUGAAAGCGUUUCACUGGUGUGAUUUUGAGUUCGAUUCCGAAAUGUUUCCAGAUCCGAAAGCUCAAAUCUCUCGGCUGAAAGAAUCUGUAGGACUUGUCAAAAAAGUUUGUGUAUGGGUGAAUCCAUAUCUGGGUCAAGCAUCUCCUGUCUUCAAAUAUGCUGCGAGCAAAGGCUACCUACUCAAGCGCAAGAACGGCGACAUUUUCCAGUGGGAUCUUUGGCAGACUGGAAUGGCCAUUAUCGAUUUUACGAACCCCGAAGCUACGGAAUGGUACGUAGAAUGUCUGAAGGGUCUGUUUGAUAAAGGAGUCGAUUCAAUUAAGACCGAUUUUGGAGAGCGCAUUCCAUCUAAGGACGUUCAGUGGUUCGACUCGUCUCUCGAUCCAAGAAAGAUGCAUAACUACUAUGCGUUCUUGUACAACAAGAUUGUUUACGAGGCGUUGCAAGACCGAUACGGAAAGGAUGAAGCCGUUCUCUUCGCACGUAGUGCAACUGCCGGAACUCAACGGUUCCCAUUGCAGUGGGGCGGUGAUUGCGAGUCAACCCCCGAAGCUAUGGCCGAAUCGGUUCGAGGAGGUCUAUCUCUAGGACUUUCCGGUUAUGCCUUUUGGUCAGUCGAUAUUGGAGGCUUUGAGGGCUACCCUCCUCCUUGGAUCUACAAACGUUGGGUUGCUUUUGGUCUACUUUGCUCUCACAGCAGACUUCACGGCAGUAACUCUUUCCGUGUACCAUGGACUGUAGAUGAGGACGAUACAUCGGAUCAAGGUUGCUCCAAGGUACUUUCAAAGUGGACAUUGUUGAAAGCAAGACUUAUGCCAUAUAUAUUCUCACAGGCUCAAGAAGCUGUCGAGUUGGGUAUACCUCUAUCACUUCGAGCUAUGUGCUUGGAAUUCCCAGAUGACCCUACAUCAUGGUAUCUUGACCGACAAUUCAUGUUUGGAGAAAGUUUGCUGGUGGCCCCAAUUUUUGAAGAAUCGGGUGAUGUCGAAUUUUACCUACCAAAAGGUAAGUGGACCAACUUCUUCACCAAUGAAGUGAAGAGCGGGCCUGGUUGGUUCAAGGAAAAUCAUGCUUUCGAUACCCUGCCCUUAUAUGUCCGAGAAAAUACAGUUCUUGUGCUCGGAAAAUCAGGGCAAACCAAGACUGUAUAUGACUAUUCCCAAGACGUUGAAGUUCGCCUAUACAAUACCGUCAAGGGGGCCAAGGCCAGGCUGGUAAACUUGGAGGGAGCCGACAUUGGCAUCCUUGAAGUUGGCGAAGAUGGCAAACUGAAGGAUCAAAAAAUCUUGACUGGUUCAUGGGAGGUGAAAAAGGUAUAG
Messenger RNA from Sclerotinia sclerotiorum 1980 UF-70, 2208 nucleotides. RefSeq lists its product as hypothetical. The transcript is spliced from 4 exons. NCBI's taxonomy places the organism in Eukaryota, Fungi, Ascomycota, Leotiomycetes, Helotiales, Sclerotiniaceae. Gene Ontology annotation, biological process: carbohydrate metabolic process. The coding region runs from base 1 to 2208 and encodes 735 amino acids. Gene Ontology annotation, molecular function: hydrolase activity, hydrolyzing O-glycosyl compounds; carbohydrate binding. The record is from RefSeq and is a predicted model, not a curated record.